Molecule: messenger RNA, 972 nt
Organism: Trifolium pratense (red clover)
Lineage: Eukaryota; Viridiplantae; Streptophyta; Magnoliopsida; Fabales; Fabaceae
Exons: 1
Coding region: 1-972 (323 amino acids)
Source: RefSeq, a predicted model, not a curated record
AUGCAAGAAAUUAAUAGAAUCAAAGCUAUUCUAGAUCACAACUUUAAAAUCAAAGAUUUAAGUGUUGUGAAAUAUUUUCUUGGAUUAGAAGUUGCACAUUCAAAAGAAGGCAUUAGCAUAUCUCAGAGGAAAUAUUGCUUAGACUUACUCAAUGACUUAGGCCUACUUGGAUCCAAACCAGCUUCUACACCUCUGGAUCCUUCUAUUAAGCUUCAUCAGGAUAAUGGGAAACCAUUUGAAGACAUCAUCUUGCAUAGAAGACUUGUAGGUAAACUGUUAUAUCUCACUAAUACUUGGCCUGAUAUAACAUAUGCAACUCAGCAACUGAGCCAAUUCCUGCAUAAUCCUACUGUGGCACAUUAUAAGGCAGCUUGUAGAGUCAUUAGAUACCUCAAGCACAACCCUGGUAGAGGUCUUGUCUUUCACAGAAAUGCAGAUAUACAACUGCUUGGUUACUCAGAUGCAGACUGGGCAGGAUGUAUAGACACUAGAAAAUCAACUACUGGAUAUUAUUUCUUCUUAGGCACAUCAUUAAUAUCAUGGAAGGCAAAGAAACAGACUACCAUAUCCAAAUCAUCAUCUGAAGCAGAAUAUAGAGCAUUAUCCUCAGCAACAUGUGAAUUAACUUGGCUCUUAUACUUGUUAAAGGAUCUACACAUUGAAAGUUCUAAGCAGUCAGUGCUAUUUUGUGACAAUCAAAGUGCUUUGCACAUAGCUUCUAAUCCAGUUUUUCAUGAAAGGACUAAACAUAUUGAAAUAGACUGUCACAUUGUAAGAGAAAAGGUACAAGAAGGGUUAAUGAGGUUACUACCUAUUUCAACACAGGAUCAGCUAGCAGAUUUUCUAACAAAGGCACCACCUACUCCAAAGUUCAAUAAUUUCAUAUCCAAGCUUGGAUUGCUUGAUAUAUACCAAGCAUCAACUUGUGGGAGGCUGUUAAGUAGUAAUUAUGAAUCACAUAGUCUAAGCUAA